AUGGCGCAUGUUGUGAGGUUCGCUGCCAAGCAGCUGGUGGCAGGUUCACUGUUGCAUCAACUCAAACGAAAGAACGAAUGGUGGGAGGGAGGGGGCUGGUUGUCACACUGCGGAGCGGGCGUUGAUCAGCGGAAGCGUGGCGCCACGUGGCCAGCAUGCCAACCCAAAGCGGGCACUGGCGUUUACACCGAGGCGCAGGGCCGACCAUCCGAGAGCAGUUUUUAUUUUUCUGGCGCUGGACGGAACGCCGCAGCACAGCACAGUGUCCGAAGAGCAGUGAGCAGGGCAGCAGCAGCAGCAGCACUGGUAAUAAGGCUGGAUGAGCAGCAAGCUGCAAAUUGGCGCCAUUGCGGCCAGCACAGUGACGCCCUGCGCCACAGCAGCAGCAGCAGCAGCAGCGAGCGAAGGCUGUCGCCACAGGGCAGUGGUUACGAGCAGCAGAGCACGUGCUGUUAUCACCAGGCCAACCAUGACGCCGAUUAUCAGCAGCAGCAGCAGCGACGAGAGCAGGUCGGCGCCGCGGCCGACAGCAAGAAGUUCUCGCAGCGGCAACGGAACUCCUUCCUCACUGUUGCGAGGUGA
Gongylonema pulchrum is the source of this 582-nucleotide messenger RNA. The record is from the annotation of a GenBank genome assembly. NCBI's taxonomy places the organism in Eukaryota, Metazoa, Nematoda, Chromadorea, Rhabditida, Gongylonematidae.